Cavenderia fasciculata is the source of this 2052-nucleotide messenger RNA. RefSeq names its product glycyl-tRNA synthetase (gene glyS). The transcript has 4 exons. The record is from RefSeq and is a predicted model, not a curated record. Gene Ontology annotation, molecular function: glycine-tRNA ligase activity; ATP binding. Gene Ontology annotation, cellular component: mitochondrion; cytoplasm. The coding region runs from base 1 to 2052 and encodes 683 amino acids. NCBI's taxonomy places the organism in Eukaryota, Evosea, Eumycetozoa, Acytosteliales, Cavenderiaceae. Gene Ontology annotation, biological process: mitochondrial glycyl-tRNA aminoacylation.
AUGAGAAUGAUUGUAAAACAAUUAGAGUAUAUGUACAUUCAAAGAUCCUUUUCAUUUGUAAGAAGAUCAUUAUCAAUAACAACAACAACAACAACUCAAUUCAUAUCAACAACAAAAACAACCAAUUCAAAUUAUUCAUAUUACAGUAGUAAAAGUAAAGAAACAGACAUGUCACAACAAGCAUUUAGUAGAGCAGGUUUAGAAGACUUGAUGAAACGUAGAUUCUUUAUUACACCAGCAUUUGAGAUUUAUGGUGGUGUAGCAGGUCUCUAUGACUAUGGUCCCCCAGGUUGUGCAAUCAAGGCCAACUUGAUCAACUUGUGGCGUCAACACUUUGUCAUCAACGAAGAUAUGCUCGAAGUUGAUUGUACAUCUCUUACACCAGAGGUUGUCCUCAAGACAUCUGGUCACGUUGCCAAGUUUGCCGAUUUCAUGGUCAAGGAUGAGAUCACCAAGCAGUGCUACCGUGCCGAUCAUUUGCUCGAACAACAUAUCGACAAGUUGUUGGAAGACAAAAAGAUCACUGCUGAACGCAAGGAAGAGCUCACUCAUGUACGUGCCAAGGCUGGUGACUAUGGUCAAUCUCAAUUGACCGAAGCACUCAAAAAGUAUGGUGUCAAGUGUCCAGACACUGGUAAUGCCAUCACCGAGCCAUACCCAUUCAAUCUCAUGUUCCAAACUCAAAUCGGUCCAUCUGGUCAAUUGGUUGGUUUCAUGCGUCCAGAAACCGCUCAAGGUAUCUUUGUCAACUUUAAGCGUCUCCUCGAUUACAACGCCAACAAACUUCCAUUUGCCGCUGCUCAAAUUGGUAACUCUUUCCGUAACGAAAUCGCUCCACGUUCUGGUCUUCUUCGUGUACGUGAAUUCACAAUGGCUGAAAUUGAACAUUUCGUCAAUCCACAUGAUAAAUCUCAUCCAAAGUUUGAAGAAGUAGCAAAUAUUAAAGCUAAUUUAUUAACAUCGGAAGCUCAAGAUGGUGAUAAAAAGGUAGUAGAGAUGACAUUUGGUGAUGCAGUUAAACAAGGUACUAUUAAUAACCAAACACUUGCCUACUUUAUGUGUCGUACUCAAUUGUUCCUUCAUACUAUUGGUAUCAAACCCGAACGUAUGAGAUUCCGUCAACAUCAACAAAAUGAAAUGGCCCAUUAUGCCUCUGACUGUUGGGACGCUGAGAUUCACACCUCGUACGGUUGGAUCGAGUGUGUUGGUCAUGCUGAUCGUAGCUGUUACGAUCUCACUGUGCAUUCGGACGCCUCGCGUAUCCCCUUGGUCGCCUUUGAAGAGUUUAAGGACGGUCCCAAGACAAUCGAGGUGGUCGAUGUCAAGAUCAACAAGAGCAAGAUGGGCAGCACCUUUAAAAAGGACGCCAAGGCCCCAAUGGACUACCUCGAAGGUUUGGCCACCAAGAUGGAAGAGGCAUUAAAGUUGCGUGACGAACUCGACGCCGCCGGCUCUGCCACUAUUGUCGUCAACGACCAAGGUUACAACAUCACCAAGGAAAUGGUCUCGUUUACUCAAGCCACCAAGAAAUUGACCGGUCAAUCAUUUGCUCCACAUGUCAUUGAACCAUCUUUUGGUCUCGGUCGUAUCAUCUAUUCGCUCUUGGAACACAGUUACUCUGUGCGUCCAGCUACCGAAGAAGACAAGGCUGAAGAUGCCAACAAGAAGCUCGACAGAGCCGUCCUCUCUUUGCCAGCCAUCAUCGCACCUGUCAAGACCUCUGUUCUCCCACUCACCCAAUCCGAAGCUCUUGCUCCAUUUGUCCAACAAAUUACCCGUCUCCUCAAGGAACAAGGUAUCUCUAGCAAGGUCGACGAGUCUGGUGUCGCCAUUGGUCGUAGAUACGCCCGUACCGAUGAGAUUGGUAUCCCAUUCGCCAUCACCAUUGAUUUCACCACUGUCGAAGAUCAAACUGUCACCCUUCGUGAACGUGACACUAUGAUUCAAGUCCGUGUUCCACUCCAACAAGUUGCUACCACCAUCAAACAACUUUCUGAAAAUACUUUACAAUGGACUCAAGUUGCCAAUACUUUUCCAGCUCACAAAUUUUAA